Molecule: messenger RNA, 1448 nt
Organism: Eruca vesicaria subsp. sativa (arugula)
Lineage: Eukaryota; Viridiplantae; Streptophyta; Magnoliopsida; Brassicales; Brassicaceae
Source: the annotation of a GenBank genome assembly
GGACAAUUGGCCAUCUCCUCCUCCCCACCAAUAAUUGCUUAGCCACAAAGUAAACGACACCGUUUAGAAUCUCACACAGACAAAACCACACCGUCUAAAAAACUAUCUCCAAGUUAACGCAAUAACUUCCACAAAAAAGUCAAAAGUCAACGACUUUCCCCAAAAAAAACUCCAAAAUGGGCUCCGCCGACGACAUCUCAACCGACCCGGAAACAGGACCCGAGACAUCCCUCCUCAACGGAGCCUCAACAACCACCAAACCCUCCCCUCCAGACUCCUACCACUUAGCCUACAUCAUCUACUUCACCCUCGGCGUCGGCUUCCUCCUCCCAUGGAACGCCUUCAUCACCGCCGUCGACUACUUCUCCUACCUCUACCCUUCCACCUCCGUCGACCGCAUCUUCGCCGUCGUCUACAUGCUCGUCGGCCUCUUCUGUCUCCUCGUCAUCGUCGUCUUCUACGCCCACAAGAGCCUCGCUAGCUUCAGGAUCAAUCUCGGUCUCUUGCUGUUUGUUGUCUCCUUGCUUGUGAUCCCUGUGUUGGAUCUUGUUUAUGUUAAAGGGCGAGUGGGAUUGUAUGUUGGGUUUGAUGUUACUUCUGUUGCGGUUGGUCUGUCUGGUUUGGCUGAUGCGCUUAUGCAAGGGGGGUUGAUUGGUGUGGCUGGGGAGAUGCCUGAGAGGUAUACGCAAGCUGUUGUUGCUGGAACUGCUGGUUCCGGUGUUCUUGUGUCUCUGUUGAGGAUCUUGACAAAAGCUGUGUACCCUCAAGAUCCUAAUGGCUUAAGAAAAAGCGCGAAUCUCUACUUUGCUGUGGGUAUAGUUGUUAUGGUGAUCUGUGCUGUAUCCUACAACGUAGCUCACAAGCUUCCUGUGAUCAAGUUCCAUGAAGAGCGCAAGGCUCAAGCACUGCUCAAAGAGAGUCAAGAGAACGGUUCUUUAACCGGACCAAUGUGGAGAAAAACACUCUGGCAGAUCGUGACUAGGAUAAAGUCUCAUGGCUUUGGGAUUGUACUUAUAUACAUUGUGACGUUAUCGAUAUUCCCUGGCUACAUUACCGAGGAUGUUCACUCUGAUCUGCUUAAAGAUUGGUUCCCUGUUCUACUCAUUGCAGCUUUCAAUGUCUUUGACUUGGUUGGGAAGUCGUUGACUGCUGUUUACAUGCUUGCGGAUGAGAAGAUUGCUGUUGGUGGGUGCAUUGCUAGGCUGUUGUUUUAUCCUCUCUUUUGGGGUUGCUUGCAUGGUCCUAUGUUUUUGAGGACUGAGAUACCUGUGGCGUUGCUGACGUGCUUGUUGGGACUUAGUAAUGGGUACUUGACGAGUGUUUUGAUGAUUCUGGCUCCGAAGUCUGUGGCGUUGAAACACUCUGAGACGGCGGGGAUUGUGAGUGUGUUGUUCUUGGUUAUUGGUUUGGCUUCUGGAUCUGUCUUGGCUUGGUUCUGGGUCAUUUGA